GUGGACGCAAAGGGCACACACAUCAUCAUCCUCAUCUGCAGCCAAGGUCGGUAAAUCGCCUGGCUACCUGCGAAUCCUCGAUCACAUCAUCAAUGGUCUUCAAGAGCCUUCAAGAUUUCAACACUUAAAGAAUCUCGAAGAGGCGACGUUUUUGUCCGAGACUCGGGAGGCUCAGGCCGUCUUCAAUCUAAGAUAUUAGAGGCUAUCAACCCUGAAAUUCUUGCCAUGCUGCAGAUUGACAGACUCGAUCUGGAAUCUCUGCUUCAGGCGAGAACGUACGAAUAUACAGCCGACGGCUCGUGUCCUUGGGCAGUUCAUCUUCAUGUCAUCUGCAACC
Colletotrichum acutatum is the source of this 337-nucleotide messenger RNA. RefSeq lists its product as uncharacterized. The annotation marks the transcript as partial. NCBI's taxonomy places the organism in Eukaryota, Fungi, Ascomycota, Sordariomycetes, Glomerellales, Glomerellaceae. The record is from RefSeq and is a predicted model, not a curated record. The transcript has 2 exons.